Molecule: messenger RNA, 4141 nt
Organism: Hypanus sabinus (Atlantic stingray)
Lineage: Eukaryota; Metazoa; Chordata; Chondrichthyes; Myliobatiformes; Dasyatidae
Gene: tbr1b
Product: T-box brain transcription factor 1b
Exons: 6
Coding region: 1236-3287 (683 amino acids)
Biological process (GO): regulation of neuron projection development; cell fate specification; positive regulation of DNA-templated transcription
Cellular component (GO): nucleus
Molecular function (GO): RNA polymerase II cis-regulatory region sequence-specific DNA binding; DNA-binding transcription factor activity, RNA polymerase II-specific
Source: RefSeq, a predicted model, not a curated record
AGUAUUUAAAACCAUCAAUAAUACUUUGUAUUGAACGUAAAUGAAGUACAGUAAUGUAAUGCUUGGCAAUGCAUGAAGCAUACUUAAAGCACCUUCGCCUACAGGUUCGUAUGUAGCUAACAAGAUACGCAAUGCGUAUUUAUCUACGCGUUUCUAUUGAUAACAUCACUAUACACAAGAAUUAUUCGGAUCUGUUUGAGCAACGUUUUCUAAACUGCUAGAGAGGAGUAAAACGCAACUUAAAAUCGCCAUCGUGAGCACGCAGUACUUCUCCCUGCACUUUACCGGACGUUGGGAGGGAAAGCAAUCGAAUGUCGCUGUGAUAUUUCUUUAGAUUUUCACAUUUACGUACUCUUUCACAACUUUGCAUUUUUAUAGUUCCUCAUUUAUUGAAAACCGUGAUUCAUUUGUGUUAUUUUUAAUAGCGAUUCUUACGUAACUUUUAAUAACUUCUUUCCAAAAUGAUUUAGAAAUCCGCAUAAUCGCUGCGCGACCUUAAGAUUUUUUUUUGCGAUUCAUAAAUACAUCGAUUUAGUAAAAAGUUGUCAAAGAAGAUGCCCCAUAGACCUUAAAGCGCUUCAUGCAGGUCCUGAACAUUGGCUUAUGCGACAUGUAUAAAGGAAGUCAAAAACUGUUAUCGCAGUUCAAAAGUAUUCUGUACAGAGCAAACAUGACGAACAAUUCUGAUUUGCAAGAGUACCACUCCAAGUAAGUGGCAUGGGAUAAUUGUCUCCAUUUAGUAAAAUACUUUUUUUUAUCCUUCAGCUGGUCUGUUUCGCUUUAGAUAUACUAAUGAUGAGGCAAUGAGAAUGCGUAAAAUCAAACUCCAAAACAGUUUAAGUGGAUCCUCGUUCUUUACAAUUUACUCCACUCUGUCCAAAAAAACGGGGAAUAGUUCCUUGUUAGUGACACGCAAACUGUCUCUGAAAUGAGAUCAUCUUGCAAUUUGCCAUCACUGCCAUUAGGACUCAGGUGAUUAUCCUAAUUAAUGUCUGUCUAAUUAAAUUACUGUCAGCUGUUAACCAAUAGCAAGAGCCGUUUCAUUAGUUGUGCAACCGGGGAGAUCAAAAGUGAGUCCUUCGUUACUACUGCAAACUGUCAAUUGGCCAAUCGCUUUUGGGAGAAAAAUCGAGUACAAGCCCUUUGUGAGAGUGCUUAAAGAAUUGCUUUCAAGCGGGUUGGGUUUUAGCUGUUGCUGAGGGUUUCUAUAGGGUGAAGUGCUUGCUUGUAAAGCUAUGCAGUUGGAGCACUGCUUAUCUUCAUCUAUAAUGCUCUCUAAGAAAUUUCUGAAUGUGAACAGCACUUAUCCCAACAGUGAGCUUGCUCUGCACGAUCCCAUCAUCUCGGCCAGUGAUAACCUCGAAAGAAGUUCACCUCUGAAAAAAAUUACCAGGGGGAUGACGAAUCAAUCAGAGGCAGACAAUUUUCCUGACUCCAAGGACGCGUCGGGGGACGUCCAGAGAAGCAAGCUCUCUCCUGUUUUGGACGGGGUCUCUGAAAUUCGUCAUAAUUUCGAUGGAUCAGCGGCAGACAGAUAUAUCCUGUCACAAUCGAGCCAACCACAGCAACCGGCUGCUGCUCCCAGUGCUAUGUUUCCUUAUACUGGCCAGCAUGGACCAACACAUCCUGCUUUUUCCAUUAGCAGUCCGAGCAGGUACAUGGCUCACCAUCCUGUAAUCACUAAUGGAGCCUACAAUAGCAUUCUGUCCAAUUCUUCUCCCCAAGGCUAUCCGGGCAGUGGUUACCCUUAUCCUCAACAGUACGGACACAGUUACCAGGGAGGACCUUUCUAUCAAUUCUCUUCUGGUCAACCAGGACUGGUUCCCGGCAAAGCCCAGGUGUAUUUAUGUAAUAGGCCGCUGUGGCUUAAAUUCCACAGGCAUCAAACGGAAAUGAUCAUCACCAAGCAAGGCAGGCGGAUGUUUCCAUUUUUGAGUUUUAACAUCUCUGGUUUAGAUCCGACUGCACAUUACAACAUAUUUGUUGACAUAAUUCUAGCCGAUCCCAAUCACUGGCGAUUUCAAGGAGGAAAAUGGGUACCUUGCGGAAAAGCGGAUACCAAUGUACAAGGCAAUAGGAUCUAUAUGCACCCAGAUUCACCAAACACCGGUGCUCACUGGAUGAGACAAGAGAUUUCCUUUGGAAAAUUAAAGCUGACCAAUAACAAGGGUGCAUCAAACAAUAACGGUCAGAUGGUGGUUCUGCAGUCUUUACAUAAAUACCAGCCAAGACUACACGUAGUUGAAGUCAAUGAGGACGGAGCGGAGGAUUCUAACCAGCCCGGCAGGGUUCAAACAUUCACCUUUCCAGAAACGCAGUUUAUAGCAGUUACAGCAUAUCAAAAUACAGAUAUCACACAGUUGAAAAUAGACCACAAUCCUUUUGCCAAAGGAUUCAGAGAUAACUAUGACACGAUCUACACGGGCUGCGAGGUGGACCGGCUCACCCCGUCCCCGAGCGACUCGCCGCGCUCCCAGAUCGUGCCGGGCACCCGCUACGCCGUCACCCAGUCCUUCCUGCAGGAGCAGUUCGUCAACAACUACGCCAAGGCCCGCUUCCACCACGGCGGGCCCGGGGGUGGCGAGCGCAGCGUCCCCCACAGCAACGGGCUGCUUUCCCCGCAGCAAGCCGAAGAACCCGCCGCACCCUCGCCUCAGCGCUGGUUCGUCACCCCGCUCCAGCAGCCUGCGAACAACCGCCUCGACUUCUCCGCCUACGACACCGACUUCGCCGGCAACGCCAUCCUGUCGUACGGGGUAGGGGUGAAGGCUCUGCCAUUGCAGGCUGGCACCCGACCCCUCGGCUACUACCCCGACCCAUCGGGCUGGGGUGCCCGCAGCCCGCAGUACUCCUGCAAGUCGAGCUCGGUGCUGCCCUGGGGCCGCGGCGCCUCGACUAACUCCUACCUGGAAGAGGCGGCGGCGGCGGCAGCUGCGGCGGCCGCCGCCGAGGGCCUGGGCCCGGGCGCAGGGCCCGGCGCAGAUCGCUCGCCCCUAGCGGCCGGGGCCGAGGACACUAAAGCUAAGGAUCUGCCCGACGCCGCCUGGAUCGAGACGCAGUCUUCCAUCAAGUCCAUCGACUCCGGGGAUUCGGGCAUUUACGAGCAGGCUAAGAGGAGGCGCAUUUCGGCAGACGCGCCGCCGCCGCCGCCGCCCGCCCCAGCCCCGGCCCCGACCGCUGCCCCCGAGAGCUCGUCUCCCCUCAAGAGCGAGGCGCUGACCCCGAGAGACUGCGAGAAGAACUGCGCCAAGGAGAUGGCCUUUUACGGCUUCUACUCUCACGCCUAAAGGCCUCCCUCCGGGCUGGCCGGGGCGGGAAGGACCCACCCGCCCCUCAACUCUCUCGCCUCUCCGAGGAAGUGCCAAAAAAAACCCACACCAGUUCCCAUCCCUUUGAUCAGCGAACGGCUGGUGCCAAACGCGAGUUUUCAGUUUGCUGCACAAAGACGCCCCUUUCCUCUCUGGUUGUGGUGAUGAUGCCUGUUCACGGUGGUAAUCCCGGGCUCGGAUGCACAGACUGGUGUUUUGUAAACCCCGUCAGUGUUUAAAUGUGAUAAAUAAUUAUGAGUGAAGUUUAAAAUCCGUGUGUUCAUCUAUACAGACCCCCCCCCCCUCCCCGCCACUUCGUAAUUCAAUUGAAAUUUGGGUAUGUAAAUCAUGUCUGUACAGGAAACUUCGAUUCAAUUCCUAUGUGGCCAACAUUUAUCGUUGGUGUUAAAGCGGUUCUAUAUAAAUCACAUGUACAGAAUAUUUUAAAUGGUAGAGUUUUGCGUUAUUUGUUCUCAGACGGCUCAGAUUAUAGAAUAGGUUUUAAUGCAUUCGUUUUGUAGAAACGUAGGAUUCUAGAGUUUUAAUUCCUGAAGUUGCCACGUCGUUCAGUGACAGAUCCUCCGAGGAGUAUAUUAUGAUCUGUUUGCAAUGGGGUUUGGGGGUGAGAUAGGAGGGGGCGUGUGAUUCUAUGACGCUUUUCAGGGCUGAUAUGUAAAUUUUGUCUAUUCUGUAAAGAUAUUAUUGUGCUUGUAUAUGGAUACACUUUCAUUCUGUUCCGUCUGUGAAGUGAAUGUCACAGAUCCUGUUUUUUUUUGCCAGUUUGUAUACAUUCAUGUGUAAAGUAAACUAAUAAAACGAAUGGAAUCCGUGUA